Lemur catta (Ring-tailed lemur) is the source of this 1406-nucleotide messenger RNA. It is a transcript of the gene KXD1, whose product is annotated as KxDL motif containing 1. The transcript is spliced from 5 exons. Gene Ontology annotation, biological process: lysosome localization. The record is from RefSeq and is a predicted model, not a curated record. Gene Ontology annotation, cellular component: BORC complex. NCBI's taxonomy places the organism in Eukaryota, Metazoa, Chordata, Mammalia, Primates, Lemuridae. The coding region runs from base 168 to 698 and encodes 176 amino acids.
CCGCCCCUUCCUGCCGCGCUUCCUCACACGCAGGUUGGCCCCAGCGUACGACGCUGCUACUCGCGUUCUCACGCCCGGUGCGUGUUGACGUCGCGGCAGGCGCGGGCGCCAUCCCGGAAGCGCGAGCAAGGCCGCCAGAUGUGCAGGCAGCGGAGGAGGAGGAAGAGAUGGACCCCCUGGACUCGGCCUCGAGGGUCUUCUGCAGCCGCAUCCUGAACAUGGUGAAUACAGACGAUGUCAACGCCAUCAUCCUGGCCCAGAAGAACAUGCUGGACCGCUUUGAGAAGACCAAUGAGAUGCUGCUGAACUUCAACAACCUGUCCAGUGCCCGCCUGCAGCAGAUGAGCGAGCGCUUCCUGCACCACACGAGGACCCUGGUGGAGAUGAAACGGGACCUGGACAGCAUCUUCCGCCGCAUCAGGACACUGAAAGGGAAGCUGGCGAGGCAGCACCCGGAGGCCUUCAGCCAUAUCCCAGAGGCAUCCCUCCUGGAGGAUGAGGAUGAAGACCCCAUCCCACCCAGCACCACGACCACCAUUGCCACCUCGGAACAGAGCACGGGCUCAUGUGACACCAGCCCUGACACCGUCUCACCCUCCCUCAGCCCUGGCUUUGAGGACCUCUCCCACGUCCGGCCCAGCUCCCCUGCUGUCAAUGGCCGCAGCCAGACAGAUGACGAGGAAAUGCUGGGCGAGUAGCCCUGCUGUCUGGUGCCUCAAGGGGUCUCAGAGCAGUGGUGACCUUCCCCAGGUGUCUGAGGUGGCCUCACGAUCAUCAGCUUUGCCACCCUGUUCUGUCAACUUAGGGCUCCUGGGGGAACAGGGCUCCCCUUCCAAGGAGUGUGGAAUUCCUGGGGGUCUUUAAUUCCAGUUCUUUCAUCCCUCAGAACAUCUCUCUUUUGCAGACCCCUCUGUCAUGCCAGGGCAUGCCUACCCCAGCUGGGUACAAGGGAACUUUUCUAAAGUCAGGCCUGAGGUCUGCUCUUAAUAAUAAUACAGAGGUCCCCAGAGACCAGAGCCAGAUGUCUCCUGCCUCCUGGUUAGGACCUCCUUGAGGUGAACAAGCACUGUCACGUCUGAGUUCACCCCAGCCCACUCCUGCACCCACUAACUCUGGUUUCCUGGCCCCUACCUUCAACAGAAGUAUUGAAUACUUUCUCCAAUUGGUGUUUCGAGGAGGUUUCUGAGACAGGUAGAAGGCUCUAGAUGGAGGUUGACCAUCCAUCCAGCCCUGAGUCUCCUGAGGCCUGUGUUUGUGGCAACAGAGGUGUGGAACCUGAGGCCCAGGGUCUCCACGGAGCAAGCCGAGCCACCUUGGAAAAGAGUUUAAUGGAAUAUUUUUGUACCCGAUGUUUACAGAUGCUGUUGGGAAGUAUCAAUAAAAAGACUCCAUUACUGAAAAGGGAA